This is a messenger RNA of Hyalella azteca, 895 nucleotides long. RefSeq lists its product as uncharacterized. Gene Ontology annotation, molecular function: protein binding. The coding region runs from base 161 to 820 and encodes 219 amino acids. Lineage: Eukaryota; Metazoa; Arthropoda; Malacostraca; Amphipoda; Hyalellidae. The transcript is spliced from 5 exons. The record is from RefSeq and is a predicted model, not a curated record.
GUUAUUUGACUUCGGAGUAAAACGUAUUUUUACACCUGCUCUAGACAAAGUUUAAUCGAAUUAUUUCAUGCAUAUUUGUUGAUUUGUCUGAUGCAUAUUAUGUGUCUAUUAUUUCAGAUCUCAUCUUGAUCUCGAAAUUCGAGUCCGUUAAUAUUCGAAAAUGGCCAUGAAUUUUGAUGAAGAAGUUAGCCCUCAUAGUCAUACCGAUGGCAGUCAUGGCACUUGGCUACUAUCUGAAGCAGCGGCGUCUGAAAACGCAGAGCAUAAUGAGGAAGCUGUUGCCUUCCUAGAAAAGAUGUGGCGGCAUCAUAAUCAUAUCACUGACAACAGCUGUGCAGCUGAUGUUGUAGGAUAUACAGCACUCCACCAUGCAGUCAGAGCAAAGGAUCUCUCAGCCAUCAGGAAGCUACUCCAGUAUUCAGAUGAAAGAUUUGUCAACAAAGAGGGGAAUGAUUGUUCCACUGCACUCCGGAUUGUCUGUAAAAAUUUCACAUCUUCAGACGUGCACGAGGAAAUUUUACAAGAAGUAAUUCUGGUGACACUUCUGGAUGCCGGUGCUAAUCCAAACCUGCCUCAGAAAUAUCGGUUCUCUCUGCCUCUAAUGCAUGCUUUGAAGAACCAUUGGUGGCGCGGCGUUGAGCUGCUGCUUGAUGCUGGGGCACAGUUGACAAAAGAUUCUUACGAACGUUGCAAGCCUCCCGACUCCUUCUUUACAAGAGUGAGUGCUGUUUGUUUCAAGUACCAGGCGGCCCUUGUUGUGAUUGAUGAAGAUACAAACACUAUAUUAUUUAUUGCCAACCAAAAAAAAACAUCCGAUUGAAGUUUGUUGAAUAUAGACACUUCAUUGCCAACAAAAAAAAACAUCCGAUUGAAGUUUGUUGAAUAUAGACACUUC